AUUCUUCCAUCCAACCCCUUGCACCAUUGUAUCAAAGGAAAAACUAGUUGAGAAUUAGCAUCAAAUUGUAGAAAUGGCAUCCAUCACCAUGACAUCCUCAAUCCUUGGCUUCCCGGCCGUUAACAAUCGGUCAGCUGUUGCAAUGCCAAGGAGGCUCGUUGUCAGUGCUGUCAGAGCUGUUGAAGGGAAAAACAGUGUCAGCUAUGACAAUGACAAAGAGGGCAGCAAUGGAAGGAGAGAUUUGAUGUUUGCUGCUGCAGCUGCUGCUGUUUGCUCUGUUGCUGGGGUUGCAAUGGCUGAUGAUGAACCAAAAAGAGGUACCCCAGAAGCCAAGAAAAAGUAUGCGGUUGUUUGUGUUACUAAUCCUACGGCUAAGAUUUGUCGCUAUUGAGGGUUUUUGUUUACUUUUCUUGAUUGGAAAUGUACAAUGGGGUUGUGGUGUUUUGAUUUCAUUUAAUCUCUGUAUUAGUUGUUCAUAAAAGCAUCAACUUUGCCUUAUCUCUAUGGUCUCCUCA
This is a messenger RNA of Cicer arietinum (chickpea), 515 nucleotides long. RefSeq names its product photosystem II 5 kDa protein, chloroplastic-like. The record is from RefSeq and is a predicted model, not a curated record. Lineage: Eukaryota; Viridiplantae; Streptophyta; Magnoliopsida; Fabales; Fabaceae.